Messenger RNA from Ctenocephalides felis (cat flea), 3037 nucleotides. RefSeq lists its product as uncharacterized. The transcript is spliced from 10 exons. NCBI's taxonomy places the organism in Eukaryota, Metazoa, Arthropoda, Insecta, Siphonaptera, Pulicidae. The coding region runs from base 1 to 2931 and encodes 976 amino acids. Gene Ontology annotation, molecular function: protein binding; DNA binding. The record is from RefSeq and is a predicted model, not a curated record.
AUGUACAGAGCUUUAAGGGAUAUCUAUUAUUACACACCAUCUGGAAAAAAGCUACGAUCCACUCGUGAAAUAGCAGACCAUUUGAGUGAUGGAUUAACUAUGGAAAAUUUUUCUUUUGCAAAGGAACCCAUUGGUCUAAAUGAUCCUUCAAAGGAGAUCAUACGCGAUGCUCGAAAUAUUAAAGGGAGGGGAAGUUUAUCUUCAAGGGCAGAUUCACCUACAACUCCUGUUGCACCGCCUAGUAGUACCUCCUCCAUAGGUAAACGAACGCCUAAACCCAAAUUGCCAAAAGGAGUCAGUCCUCCUCCUACACCUGCAAUGAAGCAAGAAGUUGUCACUCCUACUCCCGAACCGGAACCUAAAGUAUCUCCAAAAAAAUCACCGAAGUCUUCAUUUAAGGUUAAACUUACAAAUGCCCGACUUUCAAGUCCAGCUUCAAAAACGUUGGGUAUAAAACAUGCAAAGUCAUUGAAAAGGAAGUCUUUGCCAGCUACAAAUGAGAAACCUGUUAAACAAUCUGUUGAGAAAUCAGAAAAACCAAAAAAGCUGUCCACAGGGAAAAAAGCAUCAGUUAAAAAUACUGUACGUAGCAGCACUGAUGUGAUAGUGGAAACUAAGAAAAAAGAAGUUGAAAAUAGAUUGGAUACGUUACUUGUGCAAUCUUCAACAAAUCCUGUCAAAGACCAAUGUUCAAUUCAAUGUCUGAAGGCUAUGGGCAUGAUACCAACACUUCAAUGCCAGCAAUGUCUCUGUUUGUAUCAUUACGAAUGUAUUGGUAUAAAGAAAGAAGAUCAAUUGAACUCUUUUAAGUGCAUGAAAUGUAUUGAAAAGGCAGCAGAAGAUACUGCAACUGUGGUGACUGAUAAUAUUCAUUCAACUAACAAACCCGCUCCUCCUCCACUCACUCCUAUUACAUCAAUCAAGUCGCACCUUCCUGCAUCUGAUUCACCUCCAAAAUUGCAGCGCAUACCACGGCCUGGUGAUAAAAAUCUUAACCCUAAGUUAAUAGCAGAUAAUAAAAAUGUAACUACAACAGAUGUUCCUAAAUCUAAUAAUAUACUACAGCCUUCCGAUAAAAAAUUUGAUGAUGGACAUAAAAGUUUGUUGGGUUCGGUUACAACUUGGUUACCACCAAGUUCUAGCAUCCAAAUGUCAAAAUCUCAAACAAUCACUGAAACUAAUCCCACUGCUUGUGCCCAAGGUAUUGCGCAUUGUGCAGGCAAAAAGUAUAUAGUGGUACCAAAGCACAAUGUGCUUAGUGUUUUUCCUGCCCAAAUAGUGGAUAAUGGUGAUAUGAAAAUUACUGAGAAUGCUUUAAGUGGUAUAAGUAUUACUACCGUAUCCUCAUCAAAUUUAAACAUUCCACAUCAAAUAAAAGAUCCCAUAACAAAUAUUUCUAAGGUGGUGAAUUCAGAUAAUGUUCCAAAUCCAAUACCUGAUAAUAAUAUUCCCUCUAAUUUGCUUAACAAUAAUGGGAAUGCCUCCGUAGAUGAUUGUGGUUUUAGUCACACUGAUAAUACAUCUGCGGAUGAAAAUUCUUCAAAGAAAAAGGUACCGCAUGAGACUGGACCCUCUGCGGAUCCAGAAAGGUCUUCAAAUAAGGCACUUUCGAAUUCUGAGGAUGAACAAAAAUCGACAGAUUCUGAUAAACAGGUUACUCUGUCACAUGCACCAUUUGUUCAACAUUUCUGUUUGAAUGUGUCAGCAGGAUAUUUUGCUUUAUUGAAGAUCUUUCAAUAUUUAAAAGUGCAGGAAUUACUCCGAGCAAGUCGUGUUUGUCGAUUAUGGUAUGAAAUGUCUAACAGCCCAUCAUUAUGGAAGACUGUGAGAAUGAAAAAUUCUCAAGUGGGAGACUGGCACGGUUUUGCUAAAUCUCUUCAGAAACAUCAAACAAAAUUUUUAGAUUUACGUAAAAUGCUCAUUCCCGCUUCUGUUAAUCCUGAUGAUAUGUGGAAGCAGUUUUCGGAUAACAUAGGUCUAGCUGAUUCCCUUAUUUCUAUAGAUUUUUGUAGAUGUCCUGCAAGAAUUAUAGAAAAACUGUGUGAGACAAAUCCCAAAAUGGAAACAAUAAAUGCAGUCACUAUUAGAGAUGAUAAAUUAGAUUUAGCACCAUUUGCUACUCUUAAAAAUUUACAUGAAUUGCGAUUAAAAUCUUCUGGAGGAUUUGAAAUUCAGAAGGAUUUAUCACCUUUAAAAGAUUUAAAAAAUUUGAGGCAUUUAUCAAUAACAUCUGUUAAAGAAUUGGGAAAGUAUGGCUGUGACACAAUAGCAGAACUGGUAGAACUUCAGUCACUUGAGUUAGGAGAAUGUAAUGAUUUUCCAGAAGAUUUUGGUUCUAAUGUGUUAAAUAAGCUACAAAAGUUAGAACGGCUUAGGUUGGAGAAAGGUCAAGGCAAUUGCCACACAUUCAGCAUAUUGGAAUGUGUUAGUAAGCUUCCUUCCAUAACACAAUUAGAACUUGUUAAUUUUGACAUUAAAACUGGAUUUGAUAAGAGUUUAGCACUAUGCAAAAAUAUUAAAAGAAUGCUCAUAAUUCCGACAUAUAUUACUCAGUCAGCUACAACUAAUCAUAUGGUUCUAAGCGGAGUAAUUAAGUUGUCCUCAAGUCUAACUCAGUUUGUUUGGGGUGUAACAUUGGAGCUGUUGAGAGUAACUGAGCUUUUUGUUGACCAAUAUGAGAACAGCAAAAUUAAAGACAAGAAACCUCUAGCAGAAUCAAUACCUGUUUUAAAGCCUGUUCCGAGUUUAUUGCAACAGAAUGAAGAAAAAGUAGAGGAAGGUGGCAAUGCAGCAGAGGCCCCACAAGUUGAAAUUUUAACAUUACAGGCAUUACAAAAAUUAUUGAAUGGUUCACUUCCUCAAACAAAAGUUCGAAUCUUAAAGAUACCUUUUCACGCAUCGUGGAGGCAAAGCAUUUCUGACACACAGUAAAGUUCUAUUUUAAAUCAAAUUUUUGGAAUGAUAUUUUUGGAUCUUUCUGCCUUCGUCACUAUAUUUUGCAUUAUUUUGUGAUUGAGGACUAUCAAAUGUAUAUAUG